AUGGAUGAAUCGAUUUAUCGCAAGAAGAAGGCGAUGAUGCGAUCCCGUACAGAAUCCAGGUACCAUCUAGGCGCUGAACCCACCCAUGCACUGGCUCGACCGUGCGACGGACUUACCAAUCCCGUCAUCCUCCGGUGUGGGAGAAUUGUUGCCGGGUUUGUCUUGGACAAGCUGACUCCAUGCAAUCCGAGUAGGAACACCGUAGCCUGGUUAUCUCAGAAUCUCAGGAAGGACCGAAUCGACCAUCAUUCAACGACAUUCAUGAAGAAGACGAAAAAUCAACACGCAGUGGCCAAAGUCGUACUUAAGAAAGUUGGAAGAUGGUGUAUGCGAGAAAUCGAAUCGAAUCCGAAAAGUGCUGGGAUGCGCACAGUGUGA
Molecule: messenger RNA, 378 nt
Organism: Angiostrongylus costaricensis
Lineage: Eukaryota; Metazoa; Nematoda; Chromadorea; Rhabditida; Metastrongylidae
Source: the annotation of a GenBank genome assembly